This is a messenger RNA of Acanthosepion pharaonis, 588 nucleotides long. The record is from the annotation of a GenBank genome assembly. Lineage: Eukaryota; Metazoa; Mollusca; Cephalopoda; Sepiida; Sepiidae.
AUGGGAUAUUGCUGGCCAAGAACGUUACACGUCCAUGACACGGGUUUAUUACAAAGACGCAUUUGGUUGUGUAGUAAUGAUGACCUUCCUUCUCAUAAUGUGACCGAGAAAGACUUGGACACUUUUUGUAAAGAACAUAAUUUUACAGCCUGGGCAAACACAUCUGUCAAAAAUAAUUGGCUGAUUAAGGAAUCUAUGUCGUAUUUACUGAGAGAAAUGAUGAACAAAUACAAAGAAGUGAACAAGGAAAAUAGUCAAAAAACCGAAUUGACCUCCAGUGAACUUUAUUUUUGCCAGUUGAUUGUGCUUAAAAAGAAGGUGCCAUGGCUUCCCAGUAUGCUCAAAGGAUGUCUCGUUUGGCCAAUCGUAUAUUUGGACAAUGAACGCCCAUACAAUAUGGACCCCCACGUAGUGGAGUAUUAUCCGCCUAUCAGAGAAAUUAAUUCCCUGAUGUUAAGACUCAGGGCUCAUGGUCUCUUCAGGGAUGAACAUUUGGAUUUCAAGGAAGAAAUGAAACGGCUGAGGAUCCUUCGAGGAAAAGUGAAACCCAAAAAAGGCGAAGGCAAACGAGCCAUGAAGAAAAAAUAA